Molecule: messenger RNA, 597 nt
Organism: Penicillium manginii
Lineage: Eukaryota; Fungi; Ascomycota; Eurotiomycetes; Eurotiales; Aspergillaceae
Exons: 1
Coding region: 1-597 (198 amino acids)
Molecular function (GO): oxidoreductase activity
Source: RefSeq, a predicted model, not a curated record
AUGGUCAUGUAUCGGAAGUCACCGAUUUCACCAGUUGCUCAAGCAAACGGAAUCUCAAGUCAUCUAUCAACCGAUCGAUUUGCUGCAUGCUUUUCAAUUUCUGUAAGUCUUCCUGUGAAGCAGCGUGCGGAGCAAAGACAGGCCUAUCGUCUGAUUGAGAUGGAACGCUGGAAACGCAUUCGUGACAUUGAGCUCGUUCUCAAUCCGAAAUAUUACCCCGCAGACCCGUCACUUACACAUCGUGUUCUUAUUGCAGCCACCGAAGAGCUUGGGCACGAUAACCCAUUCGUGCAGAACUACAUGCACACAGAAGUAGAAGCUGUUUGGGCAGGGGAACUUGAUAUCGCGAGUCCAGAAACUGUUAUCCCGCUUGCCGAUGUGACUGGACUUGAAGGAAUCCGUUUGGUGGGCAGGGCGAGGAACGAAUUUAAGCUUGCGGAAUUCAAGUCCGCUCUCACCGAAGAUGCAGAGACGCGAAAGGUCUUUGGUGCGCCAUUCUAUUUCUAUCAGAACGAGGCCCUGUGGGGUCAAGAUCGUCUGGAGAUGUUAGAAGAGAUCAUUCGGAGUGGGAGAAAUGCUAUCUUGGGACCCAAGUGA